UGCAGUUUUUCUACAAUUUGUAUUGGCGACGGGUUCUUAUGUAACUUGAGACGUACAUCGUUUAUGACCCGAAUUUGCUGGUGUGAAUGUUUUCAUUUAUUAGCACGUCUAGAUGGUCGUUUGAAAGACAUGUACUAAAUUAUUUACAGAGGUUGAUGUUCCCUUUCGUACAGCAAGAGUCUUCUAUAAUCCACGCCCAGUUAAACGCAGCACCGUCUGAUCUCUUCCAGUCAGUGCUAGAAACUGGAAACUGUUCCACUCUUAGCGCGAGGGGGCAGCGACCAACAUCAGCAGUCUUCAGGCAUACAGUGAACGAGCACCGUUGGGGCACAUUUGUCCGCUUCAUAGGCAUGGCAUAUACGGACCAUUCAGCUGGGGAGUGUUGAGGUCGAGUGAUGGAGUCUGUCUUUGGAGGUGAGCUGGGUCUGCUUGGCGGGGGCGAUGGGCUGAAGGAGGAUGGAUGUGGGGUGGGCUGGCCGAGCGCCCCCCUCCCAGAUGAUAUGUAUUCUGCCUCCCACUUUGCCCUCAUCACCGCCUACCACGACAUCAAGACCCGCCUUGCCGGCCUGGAGCGGGAGAACAGCAGCAUUAAGCGGAAGCUGAAGAUUUAUGAGAUCAAGUUCCCCAUGAUAAGUGAAUUUGGGGAGGACAGGAACUCCUACUGCUCUUUUGAGCCCAAGGAAACGGCCCUGCUGCAGUCUGAGAAUGGCAACCUUCAGCAGAGAAUCAACACCCUGACACAUGAGCUCCAGAAGAGUAAGGAGCGUGAGGAGCAGCUGGAAGAUGUGAUCCAGGCCUAUGAGAAGAUACAUAUGGAAAAGAGCAACCUCCAGAGGGACCUGGACAAGAUGACCACACUGGUGGAGAAGCACGUGGAGCGAAUCCGGAGCCUGGAGGCGGCACUGCGGCAGAGGGACAGCUCCCUGCAGAAGCUGAACACACAGCUGCACAGCAAGGACAUGCAGUACCUGCAGCUGCAUGCCAGUCCAGAGGUCUCCCACAUGUUGGACUGCCCGGCUUUGACCCUUCAGAGCUCGCGCAGCCUCGAUGCGCUCUCUGACCUGAAACUGCAGAGGCUAGAGGCGGAACUGGAGGGGGCACGGCACGAGGCCCAAGGGGCAUGCCAGCGAGAGGAGGAGCUGAAAGCAGAGUGUGAGCGGCUGCAGGACGAGCUCAGGCAGCUGCAGGAAGCACAGAGACAGCAGGAGAUGUCUGGUGCCUGUGAGCAGUGUGACGUGGAGUGGAUAAAAAAGGCUGGAGAUGAACAGGUGAACCUGGCACUGGCUUACACUGAGCUCACCGAGGAGCUAUGUCGGCUGCAGGCCCUGAGCGCCAAGCAGACAGAGAUCCUGAGAAAGGUGUCCCAGGAGCAGACCAGCCCAGUUCAGCACCAUUCUCCGAUCCCCCAUCAGCGCCACUCGCCCGUCCCCCAACGCCACUCACCCAUUCCCCAGAGGCACUCUCCAGUCCCCCAGCGUCGCUCUCCGGUGCUGCAGCGACUCUCCCCAGACAUGCACCGCCGUUCGCCCCUGCCUGAGAUCAGUGAUGGGCCAGCUUCCUACUCUUGCCGGCCUCCCAGCCACCACUUGCGGGCAAGCUUCCAGGGCCGCCGCAGUUACUCAGAGGUGGCUGACCCGUCUGCAUACCAGAGGCCACCCCGCUUCACACUGGACCCUGUCUCUACCCUGCCCAAGCCACGGCCCUACGUGGAGGGCUACCUCAAACAGCAGCAUGGGGAGGCAGCACCUGGUGUGCAGGGUGGAGGUGGCGGUGGUGGGGGCAGCCUGGCCGGGAGCCCGCGGCACACCCGGGAGCUGCCCUUCCCCCUCACAGAGGUGCCCCACCUGUGCUUCGAGCCAGUACCACCCACCCCCAGUCCCCUGCCCCCGCCACAGCCGCCACAGUCCUCGGAGGACGAGGAGGAGUGGGUCUGCCCCCACCCCACAAGCCCCCCACACACACUGGGGGCCUCUGCCGCCGCUGCUGCCGCCUCCAUAAUUCGGGGCCCAGCCUCCUGUUCUGCCUUCCCCGCCCCAGCCGGGCCCAGCACUCUCAGCUGCCACCCACCUGGCUACAUGCAUGCCGACCAUGCUCAGUCCUGGCCGUCUAUCAAUCUGUGGAUGGAGACGGAGGAGAAUGACAUCAGGAGCUGCCCAUUGUGUCAGCUUAUCUUCCCCAUUGGAUACCCUGACGAUGCUUUGAUAAAACACAUUGACACACACCUGGAGAACAGCAAGAUUUGACAGCUGCAGUGGGACAAGCAAGUCUCAUUAUGGCCAAUGCUUAUGGAACCUAAAAAGAAAAUUGUGUGAUUAGUGAGUAUGUGCCAUUAUGGACGAGUUAGAGAAGAAGAGUGAGACUCAGAUUAUGACAGAUGACACUAUAUGGUCAAUGAGCCACCUCAUUGGCCUGCAACCAAGUAAGAUCAUCGUUGACCUGUGUCACAGUGUUUUAACUGAUGAACGAUUAGGGCUAUUUCCAUCUGGGAACUUUAAGGGUGACCUGCACUCUCUCUAUUCCAAUAGAUGUCCUGCACACCUUCAUUUAUUCUGUGGUGACAGUAUCUCAUUCUGCUUUGAACCAUUGCUGUCAGCAUAGGAGCUGCUGAAUCACACAGGAUCCCAAUUUCUUUCUGUGAGGAGAAAGUAAAUUGAUUUAAAAAUGCAUAAAAUACCAACAUACCCAGCCCCCCAACCCCCA
Messenger RNA from Megalops cyprinoides (Indo-Pacific tarpon), 2700 nucleotides. RefSeq names its product TBK1 binding protein 1 (gene tbkbp1). Lineage: Eukaryota; Metazoa; Chordata; Actinopteri; Elopiformes; Megalopidae. The transcript has 10 exons. Gene Ontology annotation, biological process: canonical NF-kappaB signal transduction. Gene Ontology annotation, cellular component: cytoplasm. The coding region runs from base 396 to 2243 and encodes 615 amino acids. The record is from RefSeq and is a predicted model, not a curated record.